Daucus carota subsp. sativus is the source of this 1960-nucleotide messenger RNA. RefSeq names its product protein NRT1/ PTR FAMILY 4.5. Gene Ontology annotation, biological process: transmembrane transport. Gene Ontology annotation, cellular component: membrane. Gene Ontology annotation, molecular function: transmembrane transporter activity. The transcript is spliced from 4 exons. The coding region runs from base 91 to 1791 and encodes 566 amino acids. Lineage: Eukaryota; Viridiplantae; Streptophyta; Magnoliopsida; Apiales; Apiaceae. The record is from RefSeq and is a predicted model, not a curated record.
UAUAAAUUAGCAAGGGCUCUGCAGUCUAUUGCAUCAACUACUUCUGCAAACAGAACACACACUUGUCUCCAAACGUUUUAAGUUGAAACAAUGGAGGACGGAAAGUAUGAUCUGUAUGCACUGAGCACAACAGCUAGGAGGGAUGGGAAAGGCGGUUAUCGGGCAACUAUGUUUGUCUAUGUGUUGGGGUCCUUGGAGAACAUUGGAUUCAUUGCCAAUAUGGCAACAUUGGUUCUUUACUUCCAUCUGGUGAUGCACUUUGAUAUCUCAACUGCUGCAAAUACUCUUACAAACUUCUUGGGAUCAACCUUCCUGCUCACAAUCGUGGGAGGUUUCAUCUCGGACACUUACUUGAACCGUCUUUACACAUGUUUACUCUUCGGCCUCCUUGAGCUAAUGGGUCUUACACUGCUUACGAUCCAAGCUUAUGCUGAUAACUUGCAUCCGGAUGCCUGUGGCGAAGAAAAAUCUUCUUGCAUCAAAGGUGCAGAUGCUCUUAUGUUUUAUGCCUCUCUAUGUCUAAUGGCACUCGGUGCUGGUGGACUCAAAGGAUCUCUUCCAGCACUUGGUGCAGAUCAGUUUGAUGCUAAGGAUCCCAAAGGAGCUCAAUCCCUCGCAAGCUAUUUCAGCUGGUAUCAGCUAAGUGUAACCUUUGGAUCCAUCAUUGGUGUGACUGGCGUCGUGUAUGUCAGCAUGAAUGUCGAAUGGUAUUGGGGAUUUUUCAUUGGACUGGUCGCGGCCUUUGUAGGUUUUGUGGUGCUAGCACUAGGAAAGCCUUAUUAUUGCAUCCAACCCCUUGCCAGCAGUCCUAUCAUCAAGAUUUUUCAAGUCAUAGCAGUCACAUUCAAAAACCGAAACUUGACAUUACCAGAGGACCAUAUGAACCUAUAUGAGAUUGAGGAUAAAGAAAGAGAUAUAUCUGAUGUCAAGAUUCUACAUACUGACCAGUUUAGCAUACUAGACAAGGCAGCAAUCAUCCCCGAGGGUGUGAAACCAGAGGCAUGGAAAGUCUGCACAGUCACUCAAGUCGAAGAAGUCAAGAUACUCACCAGAAUGUUGCCUAUAAUAGGUAGUACCAUUAUCAUGAACACCUGUUUAGCCCAAUUGCAGACCUUUUCAGUGAUCCAAGGCAUCUACACCGAUCCCCACCUCGGCUCCCUAAAAAUUCCCACCGCCUCUAUCCCAGUCAUUCCUCUGCUUUUCAUGUCAAUCCUCCUUCCAAUCUACGAGUUCAUCAUCGUCCCAUUUGCAAGACGUUUCACAGGCCACCCCAACGGAAUCACACAGCUUCAACGUGUCGGUGUAGGCCUUGUCCUCUCAGUAAUUUCCAUGGCCAUAGCAGGCCUUAUUGAGGUAAAGAGGAGAAACCAAUUCUAUGACAACCCUUUAAAGCCCAUCAGCCUAUUCUGGCUAGCUUUCCAGUACGGGGUAUUUGGCAUUGCUGAUAUGUUCGCGAUGGUAGGACUAAUGGAAUUCUUCUACAAAGAAGCUCCAUCAGGAAUGAGAUCACUUUCGACUUCAUUUGCUCUCAUUUCCCUGUCCUUUGGCUACUUCUUGAGCACGGCCUUUGUGAGCAUCAUAAAUGCAGUCACCAAGAAAAUCACACCAAGCAAACAAGGCUGGUUACAUGGUCAGGACAUAAACCACAACAAUUUAAAUCUCUUCUACUGGUUUCUAGCUAUUAUCAGUGCCCUCAACUUUGUGAGUUACAUAUACUGUGCUAAAUGGUACAAGUGCAAAGAAGAAACUAAGGUAGCUGCUUCGGAGACAGAAGAAAAGGUCACUAACUGAUCACACAAAUCAUCGAUAGAUAAAUUGUUGUGAGUUGGCAUGGCUCGUUAAUCACGCUAUAUGUUUGUAAUAAAUUUGAUCCACCGAUUCAAAGGUUUUUUUUUCCUUCUUUUGAUACCUUUUGUAUUAUAUAAAGAUAUAAUAAUAAGCGAUGAUUCAUGGUCUAUAA